This is a messenger RNA of Drosophila obscura, 2614 nucleotides long. RefSeq lists its product as uncharacterized. The coding region runs from base 1893 to 2489 and encodes 198 amino acids. The record is from RefSeq and is a predicted model, not a curated record. NCBI's taxonomy places the organism in Eukaryota, Metazoa, Arthropoda, Insecta, Diptera, Drosophilidae. The transcript has 4 exons.
UUCUCAGGUGCCCGGCUAGCUCAGUCGGUAGAGCAUGAGACUCUUAAUCUCAGGGUCGUGGGUUCGAGCCCCACGUUGGGCGCAACUUUUUUCUUCUUAUAUUUAUUUUAUUCUAUUUGAAUGUUUUCCCUAUUUUAGUCUGUGUGACCUUUGCCCUUAGGCUUAACCGUUACAGCUUUUCGUAUUUCAUGGUAUGUAUCUCAAUUUUGUGGGGGUUUUAAGACGUAAGAAUAGACAUAGACGCCCCCGAGUACUCACAUACAAACGUAAACGUCUAUACAUAGGUAUAGACCAGAGCUAAUGAGUUUUUAUUUAUGGCAGCAUUCGCAGCUGACGCAAUGUGUUGCCAGUUCUAUGACAAUAUAUCGUGUACAGUUUUUCCUUUUCCUCUCCCUCGCCCGUUCGAAUUGUUUGCUCGUUUGAAAAAUGUCUAAAAGCCACAUUCAAGGUUAGGUCUCUCGACUGGAAAUCGAAACGACAGUUCACAAUGCACUCUGUGUGUCGUUGUUUUAUGGUUAACAGGAUGGGAACAGGAUGAUGCCGUCAGGCUGUGGCUAACUAGUGCAAGGUCCUUCAGAGCGGAAAGAAUAAUAGGAGCCCACAUAUGAGUGCCUGGAAAUGGCAUUCUUUUAGUGCACAUAUUUGUAUGUGCUGUACUGUAACAGUUACUGCAGGCACGUGCGAAUAGCUUACGCUCUCUUUGCUGCUGCUCAAGCAUAUGUAAUAACGAGGUAGAGAGAGAGAGAGAAAGACAUCCCGCACCCAGCCUCUGCUGCACAUCCAACUAUUUUCUUUCCAAUGCUUGUGUUUGUUUGCUCUCCCAGAGUGCAAAUUUAGAGAGCAGCUUAAAGUACAGCCCUAACGAAGCUACAAGCAUAAAUCAAAGAGGUUUUUUUCACGUCUCGUUUAGCCAUUACUUAAGCUAUCACUCAUUCCCUUGCGCAUCUCAUCUGGGCACCUAAGCAAAGUUUCAAUUACAGUUAAGUGAAUGGUGAAGUUCUCUCACAAAACUGUUGAUGAAUUCAGAGCCUCUCUUUGUCCUCCUCCCACAUACACAGACAGGGUAAUCUGAGAAGAGAAAAGAAGGAACAAUUGAGAAAGAGAAGCCUCAAGCAUGAUGAUAGCUGUAUUAAUUACUCUGCAUUAUUCCUUAAAUUAGAUUGCAGUGUAAACACGACUAUUGCUCUUUCCACUGCUGCCACUGCAUGAUGACUGCCGUCCGUCUCUCUCUGUCUGUCUGCUGCCCGUCGCUUAGGUUUGUCUGUCACAUGUGACAUGCUGUGCUGUGCUGUGCAGGCGAAAUCUGUAGAGAUUCGAACUUUGGAUAUGUAUGUCUGUUUGAGUGCUCUGCAUGUUAAAUUUCUGCUCCAUCUACAACGAACGGGCAAUCAAGGAGCAAUUAAUUUUAAUGAAUAUGAAAUUGCAUUUUGCGAUACACAAGCCGAGAUAUUGUUAGGGAUUGUUUUUCUUGUUUUUGUAAUUGUUUUCCGCUGUUGUAUUAUUAUUAUUAUGGUGGGUGUGACACUGUUGUCUCGUCUACCACACACGCCCAAUUAUGCAAAAUAGUUUUGGGCUACAUUUUUGUAUUAUUCUCUUGUUUUUUGAACACAACCAAAAUUGAAUUCAAUCAGCCUCUCAAUGUCAAAUGAAAGUUGAGCGAGUGGAUACAAACUGUAAUUUAAAUCCAUAAAAACUCUCGAGGCAAAUCUUUCCUAUCUUAGCGCUAUAUAUCACAUAUAUUACAGUUUUUUUUUUGGCAUAAAAAAUGCAAUUCUGACAUGAUAAUGCAUGCAUUCAUUGUUUCGCGUGCGGAUUAUCGAUCAAAUCUGGGAUUAAAUUAUGUUAGGCUAAUCCGAUAAUUAGCUGAAGCAAUUACUUCCUACAUUGUAAAGAUGUGGAAAAUAUUAUUUCUGAUCCAUGUGGGCCUGGCCGGAAUAUGGGCCACAGACUACGAACUGUUGCUGGAGGAUCCGGAUAUAUUUACACCAUGUACCGAAGCUCCGCCCGGAACAAUCUUCAUUCGCGACGCCAUCAAUUUCGAUCAAUUGAAAGUCGAACAGGAGGCCGAUACCAUACACAUAUCGGGAAAUGCCACCACCACCUGGGAUCUACAGCCCAACGAUCGCAUAGCCGCCAAGUUCGCCUUGUUCCACCACCAGCGGGGAAAUUGGGAGCCGACCGUUUUUACCAUGGCCACGAAGGACUUUUGCCCAAUGAUGUACGACAAGGAUCAGUAUUGGUUCAAAUAUUGGACGUCAUUCAUCACAAAUCGCGAAGAUGUGGAACAGCAUUGCAUAAAAAAAUUAGGUACCACGCUCAUCCAUGAACCAUUUGAUUUGAGACUGAUGCUCAAGAACAUACGGGGUGCCACCCUAAGCGGACGCUAUAAAACGGUCAUCAGUUUUGAGGCAUUCGAUGAAAGGAAUGUCCCGCGUCCCCAUGGUGUCUGCUUCGAAAUCAGGGGCGAAGCUGAAAAGAUUAAGAAGUGAGAGAGCAGACGAUCAUCUCAAAGCUAAAGAUAGAUUUAAAUAAAAGCAAAUUUCGUGGGUUCAUAUACAUAUACACGUAUACAUAUUAUAAAAGGUAUUCCCGUAAGGAACAAGGAUACCAAGGA